UGUGGCUGCUGUGGUCCACUGAGGCCCAGGUACAAACGCCUGGUGGACAACAUCUUCCCCGAGGACCCCAAAGGUGGCCUCAGUAAAUCCGACAUGGAGAAGCUGACCUUCUACGCCGUGUCAGCUCCAGAGAAACUGGACAGGAUCGGAGCUUAUCUCGCCGAGAGACUGAGCAGAGACGUCGUACGACAUCGAUAUGGGUACGUGGUCAUCGCCAUGGAGGCUCUGGACCAGCUGCUGAUGGCCUGUCACUCUCAGAGCAUCAAACCCUUCGUGGAGAGUUUCCUGCACAUGGUGGCCAAACUGCUGGAGUCCAGAGAACCUGACCUGCAGGUCCUCGGCACCAACUCGUUUGUGAAGUUUGCAAACAUCGAGGAGGACACGCCCUCCUACCACCGACGCUACGACUUCUUUGUGUCUCAGUUCAGUGCCAUGUGUCACUCCACCCACGAAGAUCCUGAGACCAGAACCAGGAUCCGUGUUGCAGGGAUUAAAGGUCUUCAAGGUGUGGUUAGGAAGACAGUGAACGACGAGCUUCAGGCGAUCAUUUGGGAGCCUCAGCACAUGGACAAACUCAUCCCGUCCAUGCUCUUCAACAUGCAGUACAUGGAUGACCUGGACAGGGCGGGGCAUCCCAGCACGCCAUCGGGGGUGGGUGAGGACGGCGAGGAGAACCCGGCAACGCUGGCUGAGUGCUGCUUCAGAGAACUUCUGGGCAGAGCGGCAUAUGGCAACAUGAACAACGCCGUGCGACCCGUGUUAGUUCACCUGGACAAUCAUCACCUGUGGGACCCAAACGAAUUUGCAGUUUCCUGCUUCAGGAUCAUCAUGUACUCCAUACAGGCCCAGCACUCCCACCACGUCAUCCAGCAGGUUCUCAAUCACCUGGACAACCACAAAAAGACCAUGCCGCGGGUCAGAGCCGGCAUCGUCCAGGUUCUGCUGGAGACGGUGGCCAUCGCCGCCAAAGGCUCCGUGGGACCCACUGUGCUCGAGGUCUUCAACACUCUGCUCAAACACCUAAGGAUGAGCGUGGACUUUGAGCUAGGCGAUGGCUCCAGGAGAAACUCCAGCACCAGCGCGUCCUCGACCCGUGGCAAAGAGAACGAGGAGCGGAUCGUCCAGAACGCCAUCAUCCAGACCAUCGGAUUCUUUGGUGGGAACCUGCCUGAUUACCAGCGAGCUGAGGUCAUGAUGUUCAUCAUGGGUAAAGUUCCCGUGUACGGGACACCCUGCCACACGCUGGACAGCGUCAAGAUCGGACAUCAGGGCACCAAGAGGGUCCAGACCAUGCUGCUCAGCUCCCUCAUCAUGGUGACGUCCGGCUACAAGUCCAAGUCCAUGGCGGCGGCGUUGCCUCCUCCCUUCCUGGACCCGCUCUUCUCCAUCUCUCUGAUGGAGGACAGCGAGCUGAGGCAGCUGGUGCUGGAGAUCCUGCACAACAUCAUCGAUCGCCAUGACAACCGUGCCAAGCUGCGAGGCAUCAGGAUUAUUCCAAAUGUUGCCUCGUUGAAGAUUAAGCGAGAGAAGAUUUCCAAACAGGAUGUGGCGUUCAUGAAGAAGCACGGUCAGCAGCUCUACCGUCACAUCUACCUGGGCUGUAAAGAAGAAGAUAACGUCCAUAAGAACUUUGAGCUGCUCUUCACCACUCUGGCCAUCCUGACCAUCGAGCUUGCCAAUGAGGAGGUGGUCAUCGACCUCAUCAGACUCUCCAUCGCCCUGCAGGACAUGGCUCUGGCUAACGACGAGAACAUGCCUAUGUUUAUCCGCUGCGGCGUCAUGGCGCUGGUGGCAGCAUAUCUCAACUUCCUGAGUCAGAUGGUUGCAAACCCGCCGUUCUGUCAACACGUCAGCAAGGUGAUCGAGCUGAGGAACAUGGACGCUCCAUACCUGCUGCCAGAACACGUCUUCAGAGACAAGUGUCCUCUCCCAGAGUCUCUAGACAAAGACGAGCGACUGCUUUACUUCCAGAUGUUGGACAUGUCCGAGUGUCUCUCAGGACCAGGAUAUAACACAGAGAGACUGUCUGUCCCUUAUGUCCCUCAGGUCACAGUUGUUUACACAGUAGGAAAAAUCCUGCACAGGUGCAUGCAGACGUCCAGAGAUCGUUUGACCCGGAGGAAGAGUUACGUGGACACCAUCUCCCUGCAGGUAGACAUCAUGUCCAACAACCUUCCAGACAAGACGCAACUCGCUGAGGAGAUCACAUUUGAGACACUGAAGAAGGCCAUUGAUACGACGGGUCUGGAGGAGCAGGAGAGAGAGAAGAGACGUCAGGUGAUGGAGAAGUUCCAGAAAGCUCCAUUCGAAGAGAUCGCAGCUCACUGCGAGUCCAAGGCGAACAUGUUGCACGACCGCCUCGCUCAGAUCUUUGAACUAACAAUUCGGCCGCCACCCAGUCCAUCCGGAGUCACCUCCAUCUCAGCGGGACACACCCAGCACCAGUCUGUCCCCAUCUACGAAAUGAAAUUUCCGGAUCUGUGCGUCUACUGAACAACAACAACCACAGUGAAAACAGCUGAAACGUAAAAAUGCAAAAAUUCAGAUCCUGAAUAAAGAUUUCUCUGAGCUU
Solea senegalensis (Senegalese sole) is the source of this 2572-nucleotide messenger RNA. It is a transcript of the gene efr3a, whose product is annotated as EFR3 homolog A (S. cerevisiae). The transcript is spliced from 23 exons. Lineage: Eukaryota; Metazoa; Chordata; Actinopteri; Pleuronectiformes; Soleidae. Gene Ontology annotation, biological process: protein localization to plasma membrane. Gene Ontology annotation, cellular component: plasma membrane. The coding region runs from base 94 to 2493 and encodes 799 amino acids. The record is from RefSeq and is a predicted model, not a curated record.